GUUAAAGCAAAGCGCAGCUUGCUAUCUGAUUUUUCUCUGCUACUUGCAUUCCCCUUCCUUCAAUUCCUUUGAUUUCCAAACAAGAAAACAUGGCUGAGAUUGCAACCAUUUUUCUCUCUCCCUUCCUUCAAGCUUUUUUCGAAAGAAUGGCAUCUGGUGAGUUCGUUGACUUCUUUCGGCGUCGAAAACUCUCCGAUGGACUCCUCAAGAAGUUGGAGACAUCAUUCCUGACCGUCGUUGCAGUGCUUGAAGCCGCUGAAGAAGUGCAAGUUACACAGCCUGUCGUGAAAAAGUGGCUUGAUGAGGUGAAAGAUGCAGUCUAUGAUGCAGAGAACGUCUUGGAUGAGAUUGCUACUCAAGCCUUGCGAAGCGAGUUGGAUGCUCAAUUUCAAACCACUGCAAGCAAGGUACGAAAGUCUAUCUCUGCUUUUCGUAAUUCUUUUGUCCAACAAAUAGAGCCAAAGAUAAAAGAGAUACUUGGCAGACUAGAAUCUCUAGCACAACAAAAGGAUCUUAUAGGUCUUAAAGAGGGUUUUGGAGGGAAAUCAUCUGAAAGAUUGCCCACAACUUCUUUGGUUGAAGAAUCUGAUAUUUGUGGUAGGGAUGUUGACAAGGAGGCAAUUAUUAAAAUGAUACUCUCAGAUGAUGCACGUGGCAAUGAGAUGAGUGUGAUUGCUAUAAUCGGCAUGGGAGGGAUGGGCAAGACCCCCCUUGCUCAGUUUGUAUACAAUGACAAUAGGGUGAAGAAGCACUUUAAUAACCUUGAUGCAUGGGUUUGUGUUUCUGAAGAAUUUGACGUGUUCAAGAUAACGAAAACAAUUCUGGAGGCAGUAACUUCAUCAACUUGUGAUAUUAAGGAUCUAAAUCAACUUCAACUUAGACUAUGGGAGUGUUUAACGGGAAAGAAGUUUCUACUUGUUUUAGAUGAUAUUUGGAAUGAGAGUUAUGUUCAAUGGGAGGCAUUGUGUAAACCCUUCAAAUAUGGGGCACAAGGAAGUAAGGUCCUUAUAACAACACGUAGUGUUCGUGUUGUAUCAAUUGCUAGAGCAAUCUCUCAUCAUCUAUUGGAGUUACCAGAAGAAGAUUGCUGGUCACUAUUUGCAAAACAUGCAUUCCAUGAUGGUAACUCUAAUGCACACGGUGAGUUAGAAGUUAUAGGUAGAAAAAUCAUUGAAAAGUGCAGAGGCCUUCCAUUAGCAGUCAAGACAAUUGGUGCUUUUUUAGGAUCUAAACCAGAUGAUGAAUGGGAUAAGAUAUUGAAGAGUGAAUUAUGGGAUUUGCCAAUUGAUGAGAUGGGUAUUCUUCCGGCUCUAAAGUUAAGUUACAAAUAUCUCUCUUCACCUCUAAAGCAAUGUUUUGCUUAUUGUUCAAUAUUUCCAAAGGAUUAUGCUUUCAAAAAAGAUCAAUUAAUCUUGUUAUGGAUGUCGGAAGGUUUUCUACAUCAACCCAAAAACAGAACAAUGGAAGAAGUUGGUAAUGAGUAUUUCCUCACUUUAGAAUCAAGAUCAUUAUUCCAAAAAUCAAGUGACAACAAGCCAUGUUUUGUAAUGCAUGAUCUCGUGAGUGAUUUAGCAAAAUUUAUAUCUGGACAAUUUAUUUCAAGGUUGGAGGAUGGUUGUUCUCACGAGAUAGUAAACAAUACUCGCCACUUGUCCUAUUUUUUCAAUCAAGGAUUUCAUAGCUUAAAGAAGUUUGAAACCCUUCACAAAGUUAAGAGGUUGCGCACUUUCCUACAUUUAGAUAUGUCAGGUUAUAAUUUGCCCCUCUACUACUUGAGUAAAAAAGUAGCACAUGAUUUACUGCCGACACUAAGAUGCUUACGGUUGUUUUCUCUGUCCAAGUAUAGGAACAUUACUGAAUUGCCAGAGUCAAUUGGCAAACUUAAACACCUACGUUACUUGGAUCUCUCUUUCACUGAAGUUCAAAGACUACCUGAUUCUAUAUGUCAAUUGUGCAAUUUGCAGACAUUGAGAUUGUCAAAUUGUAAAAAGCUUGUUGCGUUGCCAAGAGAUAUGUGGAAACUCAUUAGUUUACGUCAUCUUGAUAUUACCAAAACAGGCAUAAAAGAGAUGCCGAUACAUUUGGGUAGAUUAGAAUGCCUCCAGACGUUGACGAAAUUUAUCGUUGGCAAAGGUAGUGGGACUUGCAUUGGAGAGUUAGGAAAUUUUACAAAUCUUCAAGGAUCGCUUUCUAUAUUGGAGCUCCAAAAUGUUGAAUCUCCUACCGAUGCUCUGAAUGCAAGCUUGAGGGAUAAAAAGUACCUCGAAGAAUUGGUAUUGAAAUGGAAUGUUGAUACUAAUUUUUCAGAAAGUCAGAGAAGUGUACUUGAUAGUCUCCAGCCCCAUACAAGCUUGAAAAGCCUCACUAUUAGAUACUACGGUGGUAAAAGUUUUUCAGAUUGGGUAGGGCAUCCUUCAUUCUCUAAUGUAGCAUCUCUUGAGCUACAAAAUUGUACGUAUUGCAACAAUUUGCCACCCCUUGGGCAGCUACAGUCUCUGCAGAACCUCUAUAUUGCUGGUUUUGAUGAAGUUGUUACAGUGGGUAGUGAAUUUUUUGGUAGCGGUUCUUCUUCAUCUAAGCCAUUUGGUGCCCUCAAAGUUCUUAAGUUUGAGAAUAUGAAGAAGUGGGAGGAAUGGAAUUAUUUUGGUGACGAAAAUGAGGGUGUAGGUUUUCCUCAACUUGAAGAGCUUUAUAUUAGAAACUGCCCUAAACUAACAGGAGGGUUGCCUGUCCAUCUUCCUUGUUUGGCCAUACUUGAUAUUACUAAUUGUCAGCAACUGGUGACUCCACUUCCAAGGACUCCUGCCAUACGUAAUUUGAGGCUGCAUAAUUGUAAUAGGGUUUUGUUAAAUGAAUUGCCAACUGGAAUGCAGAUGCUCGAAAUUGGAAGAUUUGAUGCACUAGAGUUUCUACCCAAGGGAAUGAUAGACUCCAAUGGCGGUCUUCAAGAGUUGGUGAUCAGUAACUGUUCCUCACUUGUGUCCCUUCCUAAGGAUGGUCUUCCCUCUACAUUAAAAACCCUUGAGAUUAAAUAUUGUAAGAAGUUAGAGCUCCCAACAAACCUGGACUAUUCAUCCCUUGGAAAACUGUCGUUGAAUGCUUGUGAUUCUGUGAAGUCAUUUCCAUUAGAUUUAUUCCCAAAUCUUUAUCACAUCAAAAUCAGUGCGUGUAGCAAUUUGGAAUCUCUUACAGUUCCAGAAAAUUAUGAACAUGAUUUAGUCACCAUGGAGAUUGAUAUCUGGUAUUGCCCAAAUUUUGUUUCUUUUCCAAAAGGAGGACUGCGUGCCCCCAACCUUACAAGAUUUAUGGUCGAGAAUUGUGGCAGUUUGAGAUCACUUCCUGACAAAAUGCACAUACUCCUUCCGUCUCUUGAGGAUUUGCAUAUAUGGAAUUGUCCAAAAGUUGAGUCGUUUCCUGAAGGGGGGUUGCCUUCCAAUUUGAAAUCAAUUUGGAUAGAUAGUUGUGAGAAACUCAUUGCAAGUCGGAUGGGAUGGGGUUUGCAGAACCUCCCCUUUCUUACAGAUAUUACAAUCUUUGGCGAUAAUGAAGAUGUGGAGUCCUUCCCAGAGGAGCAGUUGCUGCCCACCAGUCUGACCUUCCUUGAAAUAUGGAACUUUCCAAAUUUGAAAUCUUUGGACAAGAAAGGGCUUCAACACCUCAAUGCUCUUAAAGUAUUGCGUAUCUCGAACUGCCCAAAGCUCAAUUGUGUGCCGGAACAGGGGCUGCCUCCCUCCCUUUCUAUUCUACAAAUCUGGGCAUGUCCUUUGUUGAAGAAAAAAUGGCAAAGUAAAAAAGGAAAAGAAUGGCGCAAGAUUGCUCAUGUCGAACAGAUAGAGAUUGAUGACGAAUGGAUUGAAUAA
Messenger RNA from Corylus avellana, 3860 nucleotides. NCBI's taxonomy places the organism in Eukaryota, Viridiplantae, Streptophyta, Magnoliopsida, Fagales, Betulaceae. The record is from RefSeq and is a predicted model, not a curated record.